CUGUCCGUUUGCGUUACCUUUUCCCCUCUUCGUCCCCAUUACCGUAGAGCUCGCGAGCCCGGAGCUCGGAGACGAAGAAGCGAGAGGAGAGCGAGAGAGAGAUCAAGGUAGAGCUCGGAUCCGAUCGAUAAUGGCGUCUCAGAGAGAACGCGAGAACUUCGUUUACAUCGCCAAGCUCGCCGAGCAAGCCGAGCGCUACGAAGAGCUGGUGGAAUCGAUGAAGAAGGUCGCGAAGCUCGAUGUGGAACUGACGGUGGAGGAGCGGAACCUGCUCUCCGUGGGCUACAAGAACGUGAUCGGGGCGCGGAGGGCGUCGUGGAGGAUUCUCUCCUCGAUCGAGCAGAAGGAGGAGGCGAAGGGGAACGAGAACCAUGUGAAGGGAAUCAAGGAGUACCGGCAGAAAGUGGAGUCAGAGCUCUCGAAUAUUUGCAAUGAUGUCAUGGCCUUGAUCGAUGAGCAUCUCAUCCCUUCGUCCUCCGCCGGGGAAUCAUCAGUUUUCUACUACAAGAUGAAGGGUGAUUACUAUCGCUACCUGGCGGAGUUCAAGACCGGAAAUGACAGGAAAGAGGCGGCAGAGCAGUCCCUUAAGGCAUAUCAGAUGGCUUCAAGUACUGCUGAGGCAGACCUGUCUCCUACUCACCCUAUUCGAUUGGGUUUGGCAUUGAACUACUCAGUUUUCUAUUAUGAGAUCAUGAGCUCACCUGAGAGGGCUUGCCACCUGGCCAAACAAGCUUUUGAUGAAGCUAUUUCUGAGCUUGAUACAUUGAGUGAAGAAUCUUACAAGGAUAGCACUCUGAUCAUGCAACUUUUGAGGGAUAAUCUCACCUUAUGGACCUCUGACAUCCCUGAGGAUGGAGAAUUCCCAUUUCCCAUGUGUUGGUGGAAUGUGGAUGGUGACAGACCUGGUAAUGUGUCAUUUUCCUUCCGUCUAGUGUCAUAUAUCUAGACAUUAUAUCCUUAUAUCUACUUAAACCAUUUUUAUCUCUGUUGGAAACUUCUUGAAAAAUUUUAGUUCUUGUAUCCUACUAUUUGACCGACUAAAAUCUUUUCCAAUCAUCAAGUAGCUUACAGAAUACUGGCUUGAAAUUGUAGGGGAGUAGGUAGUGCAUGUAAUUCUUUUGAGUUUCAGACAAUUUAAUGUGGUUUAAUUCUCCUUUCUCUUUGUUCUUGAUGUCUAGUACUUUUUAGGCCAUUUGUUUCUUUAUUUUUUUUUCUUUUGUUUUAUGAUUUGAAACUUACCAUGGUUCAUGUUUUUUAGGUUCACUUCAUAGGUCAAGUAUUCAUGUAUUAUGAGUUCUAGCUAUAUGUCGCACUAAAAUUGUUUUUAUCAGACUUCUUUCAUUUUGCUUUAUUUCCAAGCAUAAAAGUGUAAAUUAGCAAUUUAGCACAUGAAAUGCAUUCCUUGGAUAUCUGGCUUCAAUACAACGAUUAAGUAUUGUCUACUAUGCUUGCACCAGUUUGUAUACCUAGUUCAUAACCUGUGCUAGGAAUUUUGUUGAAUAUGCAUUAUUGGUCUCAUAUUAGAAACACAUAUGCUAUGCAUCUAUAAACCACAUGCAUUGAUAAGGAAACUACAUGCUUUGAAAAGAAAUAUUUUGAGUAUGAAAUCUAAGUAAAAACUGUAGCGAUGCAUAUGUGUUUUUUGUGGAUCAUAGGAUAUUGUUUGAUAUGGAGAAGAUUGGAUAGGACUAGGUUGGUACUUAACUGAAGUUGUCAAAGGCAGAGGGGCAACAAGGUCUCUCGUAGCUUAGGUGCAAGGUGCAGAGCAAGGAGUGGGCUUGUGCAAUGCAUAUUUUAGGGGAAAGAUUAUAUACACAUUCUUGUAAUUGUAUUACAUAUAAACUAAUGUUUGAAGUCUUGAUAUUGACAUGGUACAACACCGUGCAGACAGUGUGUUUGUUGGCGCUCGGCUCAACCAAAUUAAGAUGUAAUAUCAUGAGUCAAUCAGUAAUGGUAAUGUGGGGUGUAUUGUCACUAGUAUGUUACUGGUACAGUUAAAGAUGAUAAUAUAAAUGGAUUGUUAUGUAAGCGAAACUUAAAAGGGAAGGGAAAAAAAUAAAUGAAAAAGAGUUAUCAUGCUAUCCCAAUUGUUUCCUCAAAAACAAAAAAAAAGAAAGCAUUAAUUGAUUGGCUAGGUUUUUGUUUUUGCUAAGACUUGGUUGGGGAGGUACUGAUGACUUAAAAA
Molecule: messenger RNA, 2185 nt
Organism: Phoenix dactylifera (date palm)
Lineage: Eukaryota; Viridiplantae; Streptophyta; Magnoliopsida; Arecales; Arecaceae
Source: RefSeq, a predicted model, not a curated record